Messenger RNA from Cygnus olor (mute swan), 2896 nucleotides. It is a transcript of the gene SMIM19, whose product is annotated as small integral membrane protein 19. Bases 43 to 414 code for a protein of 123 amino acids. NCBI's taxonomy places the organism in Eukaryota, Metazoa, Chordata, Aves, Anseriformes, Anatidae. The transcript is spliced from 4 exons. The record is from RefSeq and is a predicted model, not a curated record.
GCACCGCCCCUGACGGCCGGCCUCCCACCGCCCGCCUCGCCCAUGGCGGCGGCGGCUGCUGCAGCGGCGGCCGGGGGGGCGGGAGGCGGCGGCGGCGCUUCGGCGGCGCUGGGCGACAGCGGCGCCAUCGACUACUCGGUGCACGAAGCCUGGAACGAGGCCACCAACGUGUACCUGCUGGUGGUGCUGGCCAGCCUCGCCCUCCUCGUCUACGCGCGGCGGAACAAGAGGAGGAUUUUGCGCAUUUUCACGCUGCCUCCUGCCGCGGAGACACCGCCCGAGCCCAACUUCUACGACAGCAUGAAGAAGAUCCGCCUGCGGCAGCAGCUGGAGAUGUACUCCAUCGCACGGAAGUAUGAACAGCAGCAGCAGCCACCAAAACAGACUGAAAGUGUACAGCUCUCAGUGGAGUGAUGCCCACAGUUGUAGGAAUGCAGGACUUAUUUCAAGCGUUGAUAAUGGGAGUCAGUGUGGAGCUAUUUUCAAUGCCUCUUAAUCAAUACACAGCUGAAGGCAAGGGGGAAAGGAAAGGGGCAGUCCUAAAAGCUUUGCUCUUGGUAGCUUUUCUCUGAGCCCCCUGAAGUGAACUGAAUGCCUACCAAAAUAUUCGGCAUGAAAGUACCCGACACAGGACAGACCUGCUCAGAGAAGCCCCUGAGGGUGGAGAAGUGCUGUCGUAUCGAUGUUUACUGCCGGCACCUUGGAAAUCAGCUCCUGCCGUCUCUGUUAAUAGUACCCAGGAGGAAGUAAGGCAGGAACUGCCUACCAGAAAACUGUUUGGUUCCUUGAUCACGCAUUGAAUUUGCUGAACGCACUCAGUAAACGUGAGUGAAGAUACUGUGGCCUUACCACCUAACGAGGGUAGAGAGCUUUGAUAACCAGCAGCGGUGCUGGCCGUGGAGCAGAUUGUGAUCUCCACGUUGGUUUGUAUGCAGUAUUGUGAGCCUUUCUUUGAGACAUUCCAAGAAGUAAGAAGUACGCAGCGAGACGCAGGUCUAAAAGACGCUUGCAGCAAAUACUGUAAUGCUAUAGCAAUGGCAGUUAGGUAAAUUUAGUCAAAUUGGUUUAAAGAAUAGGAUUGUCUAUAAACAUUUGUGUGAACGGAAACGCUACCAAAAAGCACAGGGUUUAUUCAGAAGAGACAUCACACCCUGGUUACUUAUUUUUUUCCCCAAGUAAAUCAUGAAAUCGGUUAAUUUAAAGAAUGACGCAGGAACGACUUUUUAAUAAAAGCAUCUAACCACGAAAACUACUCGAAGAUGUAUCGUGCUGUAGUUCCUAAGUUCUACACGAACAGGCUGGGGGUGAGCGGAGCACCCGCAGUGCGGAGCCGGGAGCGCAUGGUGUCAUGAUGAGGAGCUUCUCAGAAACAGAAGUGGAUGAUGAUGAGUGGAGAUGAAGAAAUCAUACAUUUAAGAAGUUGGCUCAAGUUUCCGUUACAGGCAUGGAAAGUUUCUGAGACCAAGCCAUGCGAGAAGAACAUGAGUAAAGAAGAGGGAGAUGUAGACCCAGACUAGAAGGGAUUGCAGGAUUUGAGAGGACGCUGCACAAACAUCACGUAGUUUGCUUGCUUAUUCAUUCACCUGCACCCCUGGAUUGUAAUACCUUGCUUGCCUAUCUGUUUGGAAGUUGAAAAAUCCACUCAUAUCUGUGUCUUUAAUAUAAUCAUGGCUUCAAGCUUGUUUUAGGAAGAGUAUAACAUCACUGUGGUUUUAUUUGUGGAUUAGAUGGCUGCUGCUUUGUACUUGAAUUCCGUUUUGUUUUUUUUGUUGAUACAUAUGUCGAGUAGGGAGAAGAUCGGACCAUGACAGUUACAAAAUAGGAAAUCAGGGGUUUUGCUUGCAUUUAAUAAACAGCCUUUUCCUAAAAAGCGUGACAGGUGCAUAAGUCAAAGAAAAAAAAGAUAGUGCUGACCUUCUGAUUUGAGUAACCUUAUAAUAUUGUUGUUAAGCUAUCCUUAGACAGAUAACAUAAUCAAAUAUUAAUAAGUUCAGUCUUUUUUUAUUUGACUGUUGCUCUCAAAAACAUUCCAGGUAGGUAAGAUGUUUUGGCAGGGCUGUGGGGUGUUAAGUGCAGAUUAUGUUCUACUGAGUCAAGAGAGAGCUUUUACAGAGGUAGUUACUGGAAAAUCUUGGCUGUUACUUGAAGUAUCUUCAAAGGAAAUACUACCCAUGCUAUCCAGCAAGUUGUAGUAAGUCUCUGAUACAGAGUUAUUAAGACUUUGAUAUUUAUGUAUUUAAAAUUUUAACAUUAAAUAUAAUUUCCUAUGUUGAGCAGUGCUGCUGGUAGAAGCAAAGAGUAUCUUUGUUUUUCAUACGAAGUCGUAUCUGGCCUUUUAUCCUUAAUAAAAGGCUACGGUUAUUUUUGCAUUCUGGCUGAAUAUUUGGCCUUUAAGAGUAUAUAAUUACAUGCAAGAGUAAAAGCAGUUGUUAAAGGACUGUUUUUUUCUAAUGAAAAUAGUUUGAAAUCGUAUAAUUUUUGUUGCUUCAGAAUAGAUGUGAUUAGCGUGUUGGAAACAGUUUUGCAGUGGAUAUAAAGGGAACAGUUGAGAGACAGUGGCUGAGAAUGUGUCCAGCUAUUUUUGUAGAUGACUGUUCUAUUGUAACUCUGGGUCAUUUUUCCAAUCUCUUUACUUAGAUAUUUCCAUAUAAUCGAACGGCUAAAUUAUACUGAGAUAAAAAAGCUAUUUGCACUUCGUAAUAUUUCUAUUUUAAAAUAGGUGUUAUUGUACUAAUUGAUAAGUAAACCACAAUGACUGUGAGAAAAUCCUGGCCUAUAUUAUUACUUUCAUAGACAAUUUGAUAUGGGAUAGUACUGUCUGUAUACUAUAAAAAUGUUUCCAUGGAUUUUUAGCUGCUGAAACUGAAAUCAAUAAACUUCAGUUACUGUUGUUGAC